AUGCAGCUUGGUCAUAGUCAGCAAUUGUUUGUUCAGAGGGUGCGCGAGGCGUUGGAGAGGCAUGAGGCUCAGCUUGGGGACAUCAAUCAGAAGAUCUGGUCGAAGCCUGAGUUGGCAUUCAAGGAGCACAGCGCCCAUGACAAUAUCUGCGAGCUUUUCGAUAACCUCUCCGCGGAUGGAUACCAGGUCAAGCGUCAGGCAUACGGUGUUACAACCGCGCUUGAGGUGAGCUAUACGCGGGGCAAGGGAGGCCGAGUCGUCGCAUUCAAUGCCGAAUAUGACGCAUUGCCUGGUAUGGGGCAUGCAUGUGGCCACAAUUUAAUUGCGACGAGUUCCAUUGCCGCUUUUCUGGCUACUUGUGAAGCAAUGUCGGCUCUAUACUCUGAUGACAUUGGAUUCACUGCACGUCUCUUGGGUACUCCCGCCGAAGAAGGCGGAGGCGGAAAGCUCCAUCUUAUUGAUGCAGGAGCCUAUAAGGAUGUCGACGCUUGCUUCAUGGUGCAUCCAUUCCCUGUUCUCUCUGGGGCUCCCAACCUUCUCAGCUCGAGUUCCUGCACCGGGCAGUAUCUGGCAAACGAUAAAGUCUCGGUCACCUUCACCGGAAAGCCCGCACAUGCAUCAGCUGCGCCUUGGGAAGGAGUCAAUGCUCUGGAUGCAGUUGUCGCCGCCUACGUCAACAUCUCUAUGCUUCGACAGCAGAUUCUGCCCACGCAGAAGAUUCACGGUGUUGUGUUAAGAGGAGGCGAGCGACCGAACGUUAUCCCAGCGUCCACAACGGUGGAGUAUUACAUUCGAUCAAAGACCGUUAGCACAUUGAAGCCAUUGACAGAUCGGGUCCUCAGAUGUUUCGAGGCUGCCGCGACUGCAACUGGCUGCACGGUCGAGUAUGAAUGGGAGCCUUCAUACAAGGAUAUGAAGGAUAACCAUUCCAUCUGCAACAGCUAUUCUGCUGUAAUGAACGCAAUGGGCCACAGUACAAUCGUUGAUGCUGCCGGUCAGCAGGGCGGGCUUAGUGGAGGAUCUACAGACAUGGGCAAUGUUUCCUAUGAAGUUCCCGGCUUCCACGGUGGAUUUUACAUUCAUACCGACGGAGUCAACCACACUCCACAAUUUACUGCCGGCGCAGGCUCCGAAGAAUCGUUCAAGCGGUCUUUGUAUAGUGCGGCCGGAAUGGCAGUGGUCGCUUGUCAAGUACUAGCGGAUGAAACCUUUGCUGCCGGAGUCAAGUCAGAUUUCGAGAAAGAAAAAUAG
Penicillium atrosanguineum is the source of this 1251-nucleotide messenger RNA. RefSeq names its product M20 family metallopeptidase. Bases 1 to 1251 code for a protein of 416 amino acids. The record is from RefSeq and is a predicted model, not a curated record. The transcript has 3 exons. NCBI's taxonomy places the organism in Eukaryota, Fungi, Ascomycota, Eurotiomycetes, Eurotiales, Aspergillaceae. Gene Ontology annotation, molecular function: dipeptidase activity.